Vicia faba (fava bean) is the source of this 1530-nucleotide messenger RNA. The record is from the annotation of a GenBank genome assembly. NCBI's taxonomy places the organism in Eukaryota, Viridiplantae, Streptophyta, Magnoliopsida, Fabales, Fabaceae.
AUGGAAGGGAGAGGAUUUUCUGGUUUAUACAAGAAUUCAAGUGAAGAGUUGUUCUUGAAGACAGUGAUGGAGAGUCCUAUUGGUAUGCCAGUACCUACCAUGGAUAUGUUAGGAUUUAAGACGAUUUCUCAAAGCUUUCGAGCCGAUAGUGAGGAGCUUUUCAAACGCUGGCUAACAAAUGAAGAGGGAUACAAUUCAACGAGCAUGGGACUUAACAGUCGAUUAUCGAAGAGAAUCUCCACUGAACUAGUUAAUGCGUCUAAUCAGCAACGUGUUGGUGUUGCUUUGGAUGGAAGAAACAAUGAUAAAUCAUGCUUACAAAAUAGCUUUUUGGCAAAUGAUGUUUCGGGGGAUUUCAAUUUUCCAAUCAGAGAUCCUGUUGAUAGAGAAUUGCAAUCUAGUAACUUGUUUCUGGCCAAGGCCUGGUUUCUUACCGAUCAACGAAUGACAAGAAGCCGGUCUUCUGAAUUGCGGCGAAGGUAUACCGAAAUGCAAAAUACUCAAGCACCACAAGGACUGGAUUCAAUGUUCAUGGCUCCUAAGCAUGACGCUAACAUUAUAAAAGAAGAACUUGCACAUUUCAAUGGUUUUGAUUACCUUUCAAUGUGUGAAAUACCGAGUCAAAAGGGCUCAUUCUUGUCUCCAUCCAACUCAUCUUCAUCUACCUUCAACACACAACAAUUGGUUGAUGUAGAUAAAGUUUCAUCUUGUGUAAGUAUGCUAAAAGGCACGUUACAACGCAAGAGACUCGAAUGCCAAGUCGAGAAAGAUGCUGCAGAAGAUGGCUUAAACGAAAUUUUUGGUAUUCGAGAACCUCUUUUCCAAUCUGGUUUUAAUGAAGGACAAGAAAAUUGGAAUCAUCACAAGCUAGUAAAUGUUCAAGGAGAUUUUACCGAUCAAGGAGUCAUUGAAACACUUGAAGGAGCCGCAAACUUCGUCUUAGAGGGUUUUGCGAAUCAAACGAACCAAAUACACGGUGGAACGGCUUCUGGAGAACCUUCGCAAAGUGAAUCUUCUGCUGCUGCACCAGUAAUCUCAUCUGGUUUAGAUGCUUGUGAAGGUCCUAGCAAUUCAAGUCAAACUCUUUGUGAUAGCUCAUGGAAACAAGUGGGAGAAAGCACUCAAAAUAGAGCCAAAGGUGUUAGAGAACAGAUAAUGGAUAAUCUGAAAGAUGACAGAAAGAGGAAAAGACUAGAGAGAUAUGCAUCUGUAACAUCGGCUGUUUCAGAUGACAAAGUGGACACGACAAAAAAGCGAAGGGUAGAGCGAUCAAGAAAAAUGGCUGAGGCAAAGGAAAGAAAUUUGACACCAACAAUUCCCUCAGAUAUGCAAGCUGUCAUGAAGCGAUGCGAAAACCUUGAGAAGGAAGUUCGAUCGCUAAAGCUUAACUUGUCCUUCAUGAAUAGGAAGGAUUCUGAACAAACAAAGCAGAUAGAGGAUCUUCAGAAGCAGAAUGAAGAGUUAGCAGAUGAAAAAGAGCGCCUACUCGAAGAGAUUGAAAGACUUUUAGCAGAAACUGGAAAGAUUUAA